AGGUCCGCUGGAGGCUCCGGGCGCGUCGCGCGGACACUCCUCUCGGCUCCUCCCCGGCGGCGGCGGCUCGGAGCGGGCUCCGGGACGGGAGCGCCGCGGCCAGAGGGCGCCGGGCCGCGGGGAUUACUCGGCGCAGGGCUUGUCUCGCCGGCUGGAUCGCGGAGAGAGACGCUCGGGGCGCGGGGCCGGAGGGCGAGGAGACAGGCUCGGGCGGCUGGUCGGCGGCCGCGAGGAGCGCGGGCACCCGGCGGGCAGGCCGCGUCGCGCUCACCAUGGUCAGCCGCUGGCACACCGGCGUGCUGCUGUGCGCGCUGCUCGGCGGCCUGCUGCUCACAGGCUCUAGUUCAGGUUCAAAAUUAAAAGGUCCUGAGCUGAGUUUAAAAGGCUCCCAGCACGUCAUGCAAGCAGGCCAGACACUGUAUCUCAAAUGCAGGGGGGAAGCAGCCCAUUCUUGGUCUUUGCCUGAAACUGUGAGUAAGGAAAGCAAAAGGCUGAGUGUAACGAAGUCUGCCUGUGGAAGGAACGGCAAGCAGUUCUGUAGUACUUUGACCUUGAACACAGCCCAGGCAAACCACACUGGAUUCUAUAGCUGCAAAUACCUUUCUACACCUGCCUCAAAGAAGAAGAAAACAGAGUCUACAAUCUAUAUAUUUAUUAAUGAUACAGGUAGACCCUUCUUAGAGAUGCACAGUGAAAUACCCGAAAUUAUAUAUAUGACUGAAGGAAGGCAGAUCGUCAUCCCCUGCCGGGUCACAUCCCCUAACAUCACUGUGACGUUAAAAAAGUUUCCACUUGAGACUCUGAUCCCUGAUGGAAAAAGAAUAACCUGGGACAGUAGGAAGGGUUUUAUAAUAUCAAAUGCAACUUACAGAGAAAUAGGGCUUCUGAUCUGUGAAACAACCGUCAAUGGACAUUUGUACAAGACCAACUAUCUGACACACCGACAAACCAAUACAAUCAUAGAUGUCUAUAUUAGCACACCAAGCCCUAUCAAGCUUCUCAGAGGCCAGAGUCUCACCCUCAACUGUACGGCUAUCACCCCCUUGAACACGAGAGUUCAAAUGACCUGGAGUUACCCUGGUGAAACAACUAAGAGAGCCUCUAUAAGGCAACGAAUUGACCGCCGCAAUUCCCAUGCCAAUGUAUUCUACAGUGUUCUCAUCAUUGACCAAGCGCAGAGUAAAGACAAAGGAUUGUACACUUGUCAUGUGAAAAGCGGCCCAACACUCAAAUCUGUUAACACCUCUGUGCAUAUAUAUGAUAAAGCAUUCAUCACUGCGAAACAUCGAAAACAGCAGGUGCUUGAAACGGUAGCUGGCAAGCGGUCUUACCGGCUGUCUGUGAAAGUGAAGGCAUUCCCCUCGCCAGAAGUUGUAUGGUUAAAAGAUGGAUUACCCGCGACUGAGAGAUCUGCUCGCUAUUUGGUUCAUGGCUAUUCGCUAAUUAUCAAAGAUGUAACUGCAGAAGAUGCCGGGGACUAUACAACCUUGCUGGGCAUAAAGCAGUCGAAUGUGUUUAAAAACCUUACCACCACGUUAAUUGUUAAUGUGAAGCCCCAGAUUUAUGAAAAGUCUGUGUCGUCAUUUCCAGACCCAAUUCUCUACCCACUGGGCAGCAGGCAAAUCCUGACUUGUACCAUUUAUGGUAUCCCUCAACCUACAGUCAAGUGGUUCUGGCAUCCCUGUGACCGUACGCAUCCCAAAGCAAGGUAUGACUUUUGCUCCAAUAAUGAAGAGUCCUUUAUCCUGGAUCCUGACAGCAACAUAGGAAACAGAAUUGAGAGCAUCAGUCAGCGCACGGCAAUAAUAGAAGGAAAGAAUAAGACCGCUAGCACCUUGGUUGUGGCCGACUCAAGGUUUUCUGGAAUCUACAGUUGCAUGGCUUCCAAUAAAGUAGGGAUUGUGGAAAGAAACAUGAGCUUUUAUAUCACAGAUGUGCCAAAUGGGUUUCAUGUUACCUUGGAAAAAAUGCCUACCGAGGGAGAGGACCUGAAACUGUCUUGCACGGUGAACAAGUUCUUGUACAGAGACAUUACUUGGAUCUUGCUGCGGACAGUGAACAACCGAACAAUGCACCACAGUAUCAGCAAGCAAAACACGGCCGUCACGAAAGAGUACUCCGUUACCCUCAACCUGACCGUCAAGAACGCCUCGCGGGAAGACUCAGGCACCUACGCCUGCAGAGCCAGGAACAUAGACACGGGGGAAGAAAUCCUUCAGAAGAAAGAAGUGACCAUUAGAGAUCCGGAAGCCCCGUCCCUUCUGCGGAACCUCAGCGAUCACACGGUGGCUGUCAGCAGCUCCACCACUUUAGACUGCCACGCCAGCGGGGUCCCAGAGCCUCAGAUAACCUGGUUUAAAAACAACCACAAAAUACAGCAAGAACCCGGAAUUAUUUUAGGACCAGGAAGCAGCACUCUGUUUAUUGAAAGAGUCACAGAAGAGGAUGAAGGCGUCUAUCACUGCAAAGCUACCAACCAGAAGGGGUCCGUGGAAAGUUCAGCAUACCUCACUGUUCAAGGAACCUCGGACAAGUCUAAUCUGGAGCUGAUCACUCUGACAUGUACCUGUGUGGCUGCAACCCUCUUCUGGCUCCUGUUAACUCUCUUUAUCCGAAAACUGAAAAGGUCUUCUUCUGAAAUAAAGACUGACUACCUGUCAAUCAUAAUGGACCCCGAUGAGGUUCCCCUGGAUGAGCAAUGUGAGCGGCUCCCUUACGAUGCCAGCAAGUGGGAGUUUGCCCGGGAGAGACUUAAACUGGGCAAAUCACUUGGAAGAGGGGCUUUUGGAAAAGUGGUUCAAGCAUCUGCAUUUGGCAUUAAAAAAUCACCCACGUGCCGGACUGUGGCUGUAAAAAUGUUAAAAGAGGGGGCGACAGCCAGUGAGUACAAAGCUCUGAUGACUGAGCUCAAGAUCCUGACCCACAUCGGCCACCAUCUGAAUGUGGUCAACCUUCUGGGAGCCUGUACCAAGCAUGGAGGGCCUCUGAUGGUGAUCGUUGAAUAUUGCAAAUACGGAAAUCUGUCCAACUACCUCAAGAGCAAGCGAGACCUAUUCUUUCUCAACAAGGACGCAGCUUUACACACGGAGCCUAAGAAAGAAAAACUGGAGCCAGACCUGGAACAAGGCAAGAAACAAAGAGUAGAUAGUGUCACCAGCAGUGAGAGCUUCGCAAGCUCCGGGUUUCAGGAAGAUAAAAGUCUGAGUGAUGUGGAGGAAGAGGAGGGCCUUUUUGUCUUAGCAGAUCAUCCCCUCCCCCCACGCUUGGGUGAAAUGGGCUGGAGGCCUGGAAAAAUCUCUGAUACUCAUGUUGAAACUCAAAUGCUCUUGAAAAUGAACUCUGAUCUACUUGUUGAUUCUGACGAUUUCUACAAGCAACCCAUCACCAUGGAAGAUCUUAUUUCUUACAGUUUUCAAGUGGCCAGAGGCAUGGAGUUUUUGUCUUCCAGAAAGUGCAUUCAUCGGGACCUGGCAGCGCGAAAUAUUCUUUUAUCUGAGAACAAUGUGGUGAAGAUUUGCGACUUUGGCCUUGCGCGGGAUAUUUAUAAGAACCCCGAUUAUGUGAGAAAAGGAGACACUCGACUUCCUCUGAAAUGGAUGGCUCCUGAAUCUAUCUUUGACAAGAUCUACAGCACCCAGAGCGAUGUGUGGUCUUACGGAGUCCUGCUGUGGGAAAUCUUCUCCUUAGGUGGGUCGCCGUACCCCGGAGUGCAGAUGGACGAGGACUUCUGCAGCCGCCUGAAGGAAGGCGUGAGGAUGCGGGCUCCUGAACACGCCACUCCUGAAAUCUACCAGAUCAUGUUGGACUGCUGGCACAAAGACCCAAAAGAGAGGCCAAGAUUUGCAGAACUUGUGGAAAAACUAGGCGAUUUGCUUCAAGCAAAUGUACAACAGGAUGGUAAAGACUAUAUCCCACUAAACGCCAUACUGACAGGAAAUAGUGGGUUUACGUACUCAACUCCUGCCUUCGCUGAGGACUUCUUCAAGGAAGAUAUUUCAGCUCUGAAGUUUAACUCAGGAAGUUCCGAUAAUGUCAGAUAUGUAAAUGCUUUCAACUUCAUGAGCCUGGAAAGAAUCAAAACCUUUGGAGAACUUUCACCAAAUGCCAUCUCCAUGCUUGAUGACUACCAGGUGGACGGCAGCCCCCUCCUGGCCUCCCCCUUGCUGAAGCGCUUCACCUGGGCUGAGAGCAAACCGAAGACCUCGCUGAAGAUUGACUUGAGAGUGACCAGUAGAAGUAAGGAAUCGGGGCUUUCUGACCUCGCCAGGCCCACUUUCUGCCAUUCCAGCUGUGGGCACAUCAACAAAGGCAAGCGCAGAUUUACAUACGACAACUCAGAGCUGGAAAGGAAGAUGUCGUGCUGCUCUCCGCCGCCGGACUACAACUCGGUGGUCUUAUAUUCCACCCCGCCUGUGUAAAGUUCGGCACACAGCCUGACUUCUAGAACCACAUGCGUAUUUAUACCCCCAGAAAACUAGCUUUUGCCAGUAUUAUACAUAUAUAAAUUUACACCUUUACCUUUCCACAGGAGCCGGCUGCUUUUUGUGAUUUUUAAUAGUGCUUUUUCUUUUGACUAACAAGAAUGUAACCCCAGAAAGAGUAAUAGUGACAAGUGAAGAGCGCUACUAAAUCCUCACAUUACUAGACAAGUGUGUGUUAGGGACCCUUGCCAAGCCCCGCGACUGACUGGCUCCUACCCCCAAGACCUCAGGGCGCAGGCCUUUGGGUGAGUCGGGAGAUACACCGAUGAACUGAUCAGGCGAUGCCCCAGGACCCCACCGGGUCAGCCACCGGAGCCCCACAGCCAGGAGGCAGCUGGCCUGACCCGUGUCUCUGGGGUCCUCUAGCAGACAGACACGUGGGGAGAAACAAAGGGAGAAGGGAUGGGAGAGAAAACAGGAGAGGGCAGGAGAAAGGAUUUGCACUGCACCAUCUGGGAAGGGACGAGGGCUAUCAGCAGUGCCACGUCAGUGGCUUCCAGAACCCUGACCUAACCUGUUCCUCAUCUGAGAACCAGGGAGCGGGCAGGACAGAGGGAUGAGGGGACAUUUUCUAGGUUCUGGGAGGCUAGGAAAGGACAAACAUUUUUUGGAACUGCAAACAAAUUUUAAAACUUUAGCUAUGGGACUGGCACUAUGUCCAUUCCCAUAGAGGGCACAUUGAUUCCUAGCACAGGGUGGUGCUCAAAUUUGAGCCCACACUGCUGGCCUAGCCCUUUAGCAAGACACACUGCCGGCUCCACGGCAUGACAGCAUGCUACUCCUAGUAGGCUAAUGGGAGGGAGUUGGCUUUGCAAAGGAUAUCUUUUGGGAGUAAAGCCACAUUUUGAAAAACACUGUCACAUUCUAUUUUGAGUAUUAAUGCAUAGGCAAGACGUGUAACUCAAUGUUUUGUAUUAACCUGUUUUGUAUAGUUAGCUAUAAAAGGAAGCUGAGAAGGAAAAUGUAGUCUUGUGAAGGGUUUUCUCGAUGUCACAACUAGGACAAAUGGAAUAAAUAUAAGGCGAAGUGAAACCCCAACUGCUACCAACCAAAGCAACUCCCUGAAGCAGUUGGGACUCAAAGGAUAGGAUGUCAGUCAUGUUUUCUUUUUAUUGAAUGGGGGUUCCACUAUCUCAUGCUAGUCUCUUAGGAAGAUAUUCAAGAGCAUUAACCAAUGUUUAUUAAAGCACUUUAUGCUCCUUGAGAAAAAAGGUGGUAUGUAAUUUAUGCAAGAUAUCUCUAGAAUUGGGACUCAGGAUAUUAAUGAGCCGUCAAUAGGAGAAAAGCUUCUUUUCAUCUGCUUUGGACCUUGCCUUGGGUCUGAUGAUGAUGGAAGCAGGGAGACAGGGUACAAAGGGUGCCUGGCCUCCAGGGUCUCACAACCCUGGGUCUCUCAGCAGGCUCUGUCUGAUGCUAUGUAUUUAGGACGUAUGUACCUCCUGAAGCCAGUCAGAGCUGGGCAGGCAACAGUGGAUUGCUGCUUCUGGUAGAGGACAGUAAGCUUCCCUUCAUGCUUGAAACUUAACUCUAGGACCUGAAAUAUAAUAGAAGAAUCUUUGCAUCCUUUCCUGUGUGUCACAUGCUGGUUUCAAGGUUCUUUGCAUGAAGAGAUGGGAGAGUCGGCACGUCCCUGGUGACAGUGGUGCACCGAUGGUGGCUCUGCUGAAGGAGCCUCCAGCCAACAGCCAGGUCCAAACAAAUUUAGGCCAGGGCUAGAAGGAGGGAAAAGCUUUGUUUUUCCUCUUCUUUACAUGCACAAAAACACCCGUGACCACUGGCAUCAGGACAAAGCAGGUAACCAGGAGAUUAGAUAGGGAAAAUAAAAGAAGACCUUAAUCCUCUCGUUUUUUCAAACAGAUAAAGAUCCAGCAAUUCGUAAAAACAAAGAAAAACCUUAGCUUGACAUAUAAUAUCUUGAUUUCAGUAAUACCAUUAAGAGAAUUUAGUAAUACCAUCUUUCCAAAAGAAAAAAAAAAUCUGUUAGAACCAUGUUAAUUCAGCCUCUUCAAAGACUCCAGUUUGUAGCCUACACGAGUCCUCGUCACAAAAUGGUUCCACCUGGAGUCUUAACCUAGCACAACGGAAGCCUGCAGCCAGAGAGGACAUCUCGUUGCAAGUGCUUGCCAUAACCUGGUUCAUUAGAACAGCAGUGAAAAUCAAAACACUCAUUAACUGAUGGUAUUAUUAGAACCAUUUGUCAGUUCUAACAAAAAUGGUUGGCACUAACGAACUAUUAAAAAAGAAGCAUUUCCUUUCAGGAUUUGUGAAAUAAUGUACGUGUAACUGUGUGGGUGGAAUGGACUGAAACCACACAAGUCUGUAUCUAGGUAGUCUAAGAAAUGAUGCUCAGACCUUAGUUUCAGCCCAUGGAGUUAAUCUGUCCAAAUCCUGAAAAUUGUUACUCAGAUCUUCUAGCUGUGCCAUUUCCCAGCCCAUAAGAAUGUCAAACAUGAAAAAUACUUGCCAAUCCCUUUUAACUGAUUAAAGGAGGAGCACAUCUUUGACUGACAGUGGUAGUGGUUGUAUGUGUAUAUAUUACGUGUAUGUGUGUGUGUUGUGCGCAACUAUUUAAGGAAACUGGAAUUUUAAAGUUACUUUUAUACAAACCAAGAAUAUAUGCUGCAGAUAUAAGUAAGACAUAAUUUGGUCCUACGGCUCUAGUCACUAUGAAUGUAUUUUGUAUGCUAUCUUCAUAUAAUAAAGUUAACUUCCAAAAUCA
This is a messenger RNA of Manis javanica (Malayan pangolin), 7200 nucleotides long. The record is from RefSeq and is a predicted model, not a curated record. NCBI's taxonomy places the organism in Eukaryota, Metazoa, Chordata, Mammalia, Pholidota, Manidae.